UCAAGCCUCCCUCCCAUCAACACCACACCACACAGCAGCAUUUCAUAUGCAGUAGCCGUCUUCUCCUCCUCCUCCUCCUCCUGCCUUCCAGCUAGCUCACUAUCGCAUCAUCCACACCACACCUACUACUCAUACCGAUUCCGUUCCCACCCGCUCGCCAUCGCCAUGCCAAUGGGCAGCAGCAGCAGCAGCGCCGCCAUGCCGGCCCUCCCUCCCGGCUUCCGGUUCCACCCCACCGACGAGGAGCUCAUCGUCCACUACCUCGGCAGGCAGGCCGCGUCCAUGCCCAGCCCCGUGCCCAUCAUCGCCGAGGUCAACAUCUACAAGUGCAACCCAUGGGACCUCCCCGGCAAGGCCUUGUUUGGGGAGAACGAGUGGUACUUCUUCAGCCCCCGGGAUCGCAAGUACCCCAACGGCGCGCGCCCGAACCGCGCCGCCGGGUCCGGCUACUGGAAGGCCACCGGCACCGACAAGGCCAUCCUCUCCACGCCGGCCAACGAGAGCAUCGGGGUCAAGAAGGCGCUCGUCUUCUACAGGGGCAAGCCACCCAAGGGCGUCAAGACCGACUGGAUCAUGCACGAGUACCGCCUCACCGCCGCCGACAACCGGGCCACCAAGCGCAGAGGAUCCUCCAUGAGGCUGGAUGACUGGGUGCUGUGUAGGAUCCACAAGAAGUGCGGCAACUUGCCCAACUUCUCCUCUGACCAGGAACAGGAGCACGAGCAGGAGAGCUCGACCGUGGAGGACUCGCAUAACAACCACACCGUGUCGUCGCCCAAGUCCGAGGCCUUCGACGGCGACGGCGACGGCGACGACCAGCUCCAGCUGCAGCAGUUCCGCCCCAUGGCGAUCGCCAAGUCGUGCUCCCUCACUGACCUGCUCAACACCGUCGACUACGCCGCGCUCUCGCACCUCCUCCUCGACGGCAGCGCCGGCGCCGGCGCCUCGUCGUCGGACGCCGGGCUAGACUACCAGCUGCCGCCUGAAAACCCACUCAUCUACUCCCAGCCUCCAUGGCAACAAACGCUACACUAUAACAACAACAACAACGGCUACGUGAACCACGACACCAUCGACGUGCCUCAGCUAACCGAGGCCCGCCUGGAUGACUACGGCAUGAAGAGGAAGAGAUCCAGCGGCAGCUUGUACUGCAGCCAGCUGCAGGUCCCAGCGGAUCAGUACAGCGGCAUGCUCAUCCAUCCCUUCCUCAGCCAGCAGCUUCACAUGUGAAUAUGUGAUGUGAACCAGAGAGCUUGGAUCGAAGAGAUCAUCAUAUACACUUCCAUUUGAACUCGCUGUAGAUCGACCGAGGAGAUCGCCCGCUAGCUGUGGCAGAUAGGCAGGGAUCUAGCUUGCUUGCUGUUUCUUGAACUCCAAACCGAUAAGAAGGGACAAAUUUCAGAAUUCUUGGUGUACCACAAAGCUGUAAAUUACGGGGUUUAUUGUGAAAUAAAUUAAUCAAGUAUUAUUA
This is a messenger RNA of Hordeum vulgare subsp. vulgare (domesticated barley), 1471 nucleotides long. RefSeq names its product NAC transcription factor 29-like. Gene Ontology annotation, molecular function: DNA binding. Gene Ontology annotation, biological process: regulation of DNA-templated transcription. The record is from RefSeq and is a predicted model, not a curated record. The transcript is spliced from 3 exons. Bases 166 to 1230 code for a protein of 354 amino acids. Lineage: Eukaryota; Viridiplantae; Streptophyta; Magnoliopsida; Poales; Poaceae.